This is a messenger RNA of Aspergillus fijiensis CBS 313.89, 518 nucleotides long. RefSeq lists its product as uncharacterized. The record is from RefSeq and is a predicted model, not a curated record. The transcript has a single exon. Lineage: Eukaryota; Fungi; Ascomycota; Eurotiomycetes; Eurotiales; Aspergillaceae. The coding region runs from base 97 to 459 and encodes 120 amino acids.
GUCGACUUUACUCAAAGUAGCUGAAUCAGGUCAGAUCCACUCCCUUAGCCCGCAUUGGACUGCUUCUCGCCUGUAUCUUGGCCGCGUAGGUCCCCGAUGCAAGAUUGUAGAGCCCGAAUUUUGUCAAUUGGCGCAGUCUUCUUCCUGACAUCUGGCUCAAUUGGGGCUGGCACAUUAGUUCACUGGGUUCUGGUGGUGAUCGUGGAUUAUUGUUGGUACGUAGAGCCAAUCCGGCUUACUGAAUCAGGUCCGCAAUUGGUAACGCGUGCUCCAUCCGACUGCUUGAUCAUGGUCGGACCCCCCCCCAUCUUCCGUACACAUACUAUACGCAGGUAUGACAGUAGGUAUACUGAAGGUAGAGAUUCCGACAAGAGAGAUCUUGUUGACUGUCCACAGAGAUGGCCAACUUACACGCACCAAGUAGAUAGGAUACACACAAGUAAGUUGAAUGCUCCUUAGAAUAAGGCAGACGGGGUGUUCUUGUGUGCUCUAGCUUACCUGUUCGAGCAACUAGGUUC